CGUAGCCUUCGGCAUCCAAAUCUCUAUUGCGUUCCUCUCCUCCUCUUCUUCCCUUCUACGCCAGGUGGGUUUGAAGGAACCCGGCAUUUUCCCAUGUUUAGGCUUCAAAAAGCAACCGAAAGCGGGGCAUAUUAGGCCUUCCGCCCAUUCAUUCGCUCGGGUUGUCGGGGGAGCGGAAGGAUUUAGGGUUGACAGAUCGGUAUCGGCUGUCAUUGGAGCCAAUGGUACUUCCUUUCUAGCGUUUGCUUUCCUUUCUUGCUCUUCCCAUUGCUAGAAAUCUCUCAAGUUUUGGAGCAUAAAAGAGCAGACAAAUCGACGAGCGCGAUCUACCCUGCGUCAUCAGGAGUUUCUGGAAUCUGGAAAUUUGGUAGUCGUCAGAGAUGAAAGCUUCUGGCUCUUCCAGCUCAAAGAUCUGUUCUUGGGGUGAUUUCUUGCCUUUCUAGGGUGAGCCUCAGUGUUUUCCGGCGGAAAGUUACGAUCUUGGCGGGUUUCUCUGCGGAAAAUUCUGCAAAUUUUAGUUAUAUACCGGUUUUCUGACGCACUCAGGAGAUCACUGCACUGGUGUUCUUCGAUUUUUUCCUUUUUUCUGAAUGCUUUAUUAAAGCUCAGUGCGCAAUAGAGAAGAGGAGACUGUGUGUUCGGUGAAAUUUCUGAGGGGUACCGGAGGCACUUUUCUUGCUGUUGUUUAGCUCUGUUGCUUUUGGCUUUUUUCUAUUCCGCCAAAGAAGGAUACCUCUCCGUUCUGUGAACUUUGUCCCUAGGCGAAGAUUCCCCUCCUAAGGAGUGAGCCUGGAGGCAUCUAGUCUGGUGUCGUCCGUCUGAUCUGGUGCCACUCCUCGGGGUUAACUCAUGGAAGUGGCUUGUUGUGGCCAUCAUGUUUGCCAUUUUUGAAUCCUUGGCCCAUCCACCAACAGAUCUUGGUUUUCCUUGAAAGGGUUCCUUCAUUUGUUUAGCUGCAUUCUUGUCGCAUAGGAGAAGAUGCGGGGUGCUGUCCUUGUUGCGAUUGCUGCCUCAAUUGGUAACCUUUUGCAGGGGUGGGACAAUGCUACCAUUGCAGGUUCUAUACUGUACAUCAAAAAGGAAUUUAAAUUGGAUUCUGAGCCUACCAUAGAGGGACUAAUAGUUGCUAUGUCGCUUAUCGGGGCUACUAUCAUCACAACAUUUUCUGGUCCAGUAUCAGACUGGGUUGGCAGACGGCCAAUGCUAAUCAUCUCAUCAAUUCUCUAUUUUCUUAGUGGUCUAGUGAUGUUGUGGUCGCCCAAUGUCUAUGUCCUACUCUUGGCAAGGCUAAUUGAUGGAUUCGGGAUUGGUCUAGCAGUCACACUCGUUCCCAUAUAUAUUUCUGAGACGGCUCCACCAGAGAUAAGGGGAUCAUUGAAUACCCUCCCACAGUUCAGUGGCUCUGGAGGAAUGUUUAUAUCAUAUUGUAUGGUUUUUGCAAUGUCACUAAUGGUGAACUCGGACUGGAGAGUGAUGCUGGGAGUUCUCUCUAUCCCUUCCCUCCUUUAUUUUGCACUAACCAUUUUCUUUUUGCCGGAAUCUCCAAGAUGGCUUGUAAGCAAAGGAAGAAUGGUUGAGGCCAAACAGGUUUUGCAGAGAUUGCGGGGAAGGGAAGAUGUCUCUGGAGAAAUGGCUCUUCUUGUCGAGGGUUUGGGAGUAGGUGGUGAGACUUCCAUUGAAGAGUACGUAAUUGGACCGGCUAAUGAGCUCACUGAUGACCAGGGGGCAACUGCUGAUAAGGACCGUAUCACAUUGUAUGGGCCUGAGGAAGGCCUUUCAUGGGUUGCCCGGCCUGUCAAAGGCCAAAGUUCCCUUGCUCUUGUAUCUCGCCGUGGUAGCAUGGAAAAUCAGCGUGGUGUGCCAUUAAUGGAUCCUCUGGUUACCCUAUUUGGAAGUGUCCAUGAAAAAUUACCUGAGAUGGGUAGCAUGCGAAGCACAUUGUUUCCUAAUUUCGGAAGCAUGUUUAGUGUGGCAGAUCAGCAACACAAAACCGAGCAGUGGGAUGAGGAGAGUCUUCAACAGGAGGGUGAAGGUUAUGCAUCUGAUGCUGGAGGAGGUGAUUCUGAUGACAAUUUACAAAGUCCAUUGCUUUCUCGCCAAACAACAAACGUGGAAGUGAAGGAUAUUGGCCAACAGCAUGGAAGUAUUAUGAGCAUGAGGAGAAAUAGCAGUCUUAUGCAGAAUGGAGGAGAGGCAGUUAGUAGUAUGGGUAUUGGUGGGGGUUGGCAAUUGGCAUGGAAAUGGUCUGAGAGAGAAGGUGCAGAUGGGAAAAAGGAAGGUGGGUUUAAAAGAAUAUAUUUACACCAAGAGGGUAUUCCUGGGUCGAGGAGGGGUUCCCUUGUUUCCCUUCCAGGAGUUGAUAUUCCUGAAGAAGGUGAAUUUGUUCAGGCUGCUGCUUUGGUUAGCCAACCUGCUCUGUUCUAUAAGGAGCUUAUGGAUCAGCACCCUGUGGGGCCCGCCAUGGUUCAUCCAUCAGAAGCAGCUUCUAAAGGGCCAAAUUGGCAAGAUCUUUUUGAACCUGGUGUGAGACAUGCUUUACUUGUUGGAGUUGGGAUCCAGAUACUUCAGCAGUUUGCUGGCAUAAAUGGGGUUCUCUACUACACUCCUCAGAUACUUGAGCAAGCUGGUGUUGAAGUUUUACUAGCAAAUAUUGGGAUUGGCUCGGCUUCAGCAUCUAUCCUCAUUAGUGCUCUCACAACUUUGUUGAUGCUUCCAAGUAUUGGUCUUGCCAUGAGGCUCAUGGAUAUCUCAGGAAGAAGGUUCCUUCUGCUGUCCACAAUCCCUGUCUUGAUAUCUUCACUGGUUGUCUUGGUUGUGGCUAACCUUGUGGACAUGGGAACUGUGGUUCAUGCCGUGCUCUCGACCGUCAGUGUUGUCAUCUAUUUCUGCUGCUUUGUCAUGGGAUUCGGCCCAAUUCCCAAUAUUCUUUGUGCCGAGAUCUUCCCAACUCGGGUCCGUGGUGUGUGCAUAGCCAUCUGUGCCCUCACGUUCUGGAUUGGUGACAUCAUUGUCACAUACACACUUCCUGUUAUGCUCAAUUCUAUUGGCCUUGCCGGUGUCUUUGGAAUAUAUGCAGUUGUGUGCACCAUAGCUUUGGUAUUUGUGUUCUUGAAAGUUCCUGAAACAAAGGGCAUGCCACUUGAGGUCAUCAUGGAGAUCUUUGCCGUUGGGGCAAAACAAGCUGCAAUAGAUUGAUUUCUUUUACUUAUUUGGAUGAGGGACUACAAUUAUCAUUUGAUCUCCAGGUAAUGUUCUUCUCUGGUCAAAGAUCAAAAUUGACGUUUAAGAUGGUUAGAGAGAAUAGGAUUGGGAUGAGAUGAAAAUGGAACGGUAACUGAGCAUGAAUAAGGGACUAGAGGAUAUUAACAAGCUAUUAAAGGUCACUACUAUCAAUUGCUUAUAUUCAGCAAAUGUAUGUCUUCGAUUCAAUGAUCUGUGAGCAUCAAUCUUUCUUUUCUUGAAUUUCAUUCUAUAUGGUGUUUGAUGGAGUCAGUAUAACUACUGCAUGAAAUGCAUUUGGCAGCUCUGAAGUUCUUAGUCUUGGAGGUCACAAUUCAAGCAUGUUUUCCUUGUUCUAGGCACUGGAGUCAUCAAUACUUGGCUAUGUCAGCACUGAGGGGAUCAUUGAAGGACACAGGAAAACUUGUCAGUGAGUUUGGAACUCUAAGGCUAAGGCAUCAGGCAGAAAAAAAGAAAUUUUAUGCAUUUGAUCCAUGUUAAGAUUUAUUUACAAUGACUUUGGCUUUCUUUCUUCAUGUUGUCUCUUCCUAAAACUCUGAAAAUUAUAGCGUCUUAUUUGGUAUGGGUUGCAAAAUUUUUAACUGAAGUUGGUCAUAUCUUCUGCUUGGAUGAUAUGCAUCAAUGUUUGAUGGCUGCUAAAGAAGUUUUGGAUCCAAUUGUAUCACAUUACAUUUUAUCUGUAGAAUUGGGCACUUGUGCCAUCCUUUCUUUUA
Molecule: messenger RNA, 3953 nt
Organism: Musa acuminata AAA Group (dessert banana)
Lineage: Eukaryota; Viridiplantae; Streptophyta; Magnoliopsida; Zingiberales; Musaceae
Product: monosaccharide-sensing protein 2
Exons: 6
Coding region: 979-3195 (738 amino acids)
Biological process (GO): transmembrane transport
Cellular component (GO): membrane
Molecular function (GO): transmembrane transporter activity
Source: RefSeq, a predicted model, not a curated record